AUGACGACACUUAAGGCAUUGGAUUGGGUAAAAAAAGUAGUUUUUGAUAAUUAUACGUUUGCCAAACGAACUUAUGAGGAUAUAAAGGAUAUUAUUGAUUCUUAUCCGUCAGUGGAUGUUUGGAUUGAAGAAAGACAAUCUGAAAAACGAGAGAAAAAAUGUAUUCUUUGUAUUAAGGUUGUUUUGCAGGUUGUUUCAUUUGAAAAAACAUAUGAUAUUCCUGUUGUUUUAUGGGUCCCGUUAUUAUAUCCACGAGAGGCACCUAUUGUUUCACUUGUUAUAGAAGAAGGGUUUGUUAUUAAGCAGGGCAAUUAUGUUCAUUCUGAUGGUCGUUGUUAUCAUCCAUGUAUAGAAUUUUGGGAUGAAUAUUCAUGUGAAUCUACAUUAAUUCGACUUUUUGUUUCUCUGAAAAAAGCAUUUUCAAAAGACGUUCCAAUUGUUUUUUUACAAUCUGGUUGUAUUUUUAAAUCAUCAUGUUCUACAUCUUCAAAAGACUUAUCGAAUGAUUAUGAUUUAUCUGCAAUAUCUAAAUCUCAAACCUCUCUGGAACAAUCAUCGCCUCCUCCUUUACCUGACAAACCUCCAAGUUUUUUAAUUAAAACGCCUUUUUCGCUUCAAAAGAACAAUUUGAUUGAACUUCCUCAAAAAAAAUCUGUUAAUAUACUUGAUUCUGCUUGUAUUGAUGCAGGGGUUCCAAGUAUGUCUUCAUCAAACUUUGAUUUAGUAAAAAAACCAUUGAAUCCUAUUGUUGAGCAACUUAUUAAACAAAUAGCUAUCACGUUACAAGAAAAUGCUCAAACGUCUCAGAAAACAAUAGCUCAAUUGCUUUUUCAAGUAAAAAAUGACAGAGAAAAGAUACUUCGUUCUCAAGCUCAAAUUGAGAGGGAAAAAACAGAAAUUACUCAUAUAAAAGAACAAUGCCAAAAAAACAUAGAUAUUUUAAAAGAAAAAAUUGAGUCUUCUAAACUUCUAAUUGAAAAAUGCAAAAAUAUGCAAGAGCCAUCAAUAGAUGAUAUAGUUAUUCCAGGAAAUGCUCUUUCCGAACAAUUUUAUGAUUUGAUCUCUGAUGAAAAAUCAAUAGAAGAUACAAUUCAUGUUCUUGUAAAAAUGCUAGAAAAGGAAAGAAUAGAUUUCGAUACUUUUCUUAAAUAUACUCGAAAUCUUGCACGAGAACAGUUUAUGAAAAAGGCUUUGAUUAGGAAAAUUAAAAAACUGGAAAGUUCCUCAUAAUUAUCGACCUUUAAUCCCCUAAGCUCUUUUAUGUUUAUACUUAUUUUUUACUAAUUAUAAAAUUCUGCAACAAACUUUUUUUGGUUUUUAUAUUUCAUUUUUAAAAACCAUGCUAUAUUCAUCAAUC
Messenger RNA from Pneumocystis murina B123, 1357 nucleotides. RefSeq lists its product as hypothetical. Gene Ontology annotation, molecular function: ubiquitin binding. NCBI's taxonomy places the organism in Eukaryota, Fungi, Ascomycota, Pneumocystomycetes, Pneumocystales, Pneumocystaceae. Gene Ontology annotation, biological process: protein transport; protein modification process; endosome to lysosome transport. The record is from RefSeq and is a predicted model, not a curated record. Gene Ontology annotation, cellular component: ESCRT I complex. The transcript is spliced from 6 exons. The coding region runs from base 1 to 1230 and encodes 409 amino acids.